CUAUCCUCUUGUGAGUGAAUCCCUGCUUCAGGAUGGGCCUCGGCCAAAAAAGUAGUGGGAGUGAGAGAAGUCAUUCUCCCCUACAGACUGUACAAUGUGUGUUUGUGUGCUCUUGGUGUUCAAAUUACAAAGUUCUGUCGAGCUCUGAGAGUCACGCCUGAUCGAGGCUGAUCCCCUUCGUGCCUCGAGAGGCCGAUUUUGAACGGCAAGUAAGUGACGAAAAGGCGGUUGGCCGGUUUCGACUCUGGACUAGAUAUGCUCGAGCUCGAUUUUUGUGUGACUUUUGUGAGUCUUGAAUUUUUGACUGAGGCUGACUGUCAGUCUCCGAGACUGACGAAGGAACGAGUUGGGAGGAGAUCAAGAUACAUAAACACUUCUGUCCGAGAAAAACGCGAGAGAGCAACGAGACUAAACGAAAGAUUUGGAGGCAAAAGCGAUAACCGGCUCCUCUGAACGUUUAGCUCUCCUCACUCUGUGCUUCAUUAGUGCAUGCAUGCAUGCAUGGUGGAAGCGACAAUCCUUCUUGGUCACUCAUUUCCAUACCAAUAGGAAGAUCACAAGUCGGAAUGGCGAGGGUUUCCGUAUUAAAGUCAGUUGGGCGACAAAUUUGUCCCUCCCUCGGCCUUCGUCACUCUUAAUGGGUUUGUUCCUUCUCCCUUCUCUCUGGGAUCGUCAGCUGAACAGUGUCCUUCGCCACUCGCCAGAAAGUCUGUAAAGGCCAACAAGCCCCGCGUUUUCACCAUUCCAGGGUGUAAAGUGACAUAGACAGAGACAAUUGAAAGAAAAACAAGCCAAAGUGAAAUCGAGUCGACAACAAAUUGACAUCCUCACGGUGACAAACAACAUUGUGCAUGUUCUCUCCCGAGCAGUGCAUAUUAUUAGUCAAAUUGCACGGACUUAACUUAUGGCACAAGAAGAACAUGUCUCGCCUUGGUAGAUCCAUCCCCUUGGGCAUAGUGGUCGUGACUCUGAUCUUUGUGAACCUGCAAUUAACUGAGGCCAGCUCAUUGGAAGGAGAGCCGGCAGCUGAUGGAUCUCGUUUAAAACGUGGCCUCUUUGGAUUCCAUGCCUCUCAGAGUGUUGAAGUCCCCAGUCAUGCUCUUAAUGACCAUUCCCUGAUUCUUGUGCCGGUGAUUGAUGAGGACAAACAAUGGCAUCGAAGAAAACGUAAUAUCGAUCCCGAGAGUGACGAGGCGAAUACGAGCUUCGCGAACGAUUCUUCAAACUCCACUGGAAAAAAGAAAUACCAUAGAUUAGCGCAUUCACUUCAUGUUCAGACCGAUAUUAGAUACAGAUAUGCCACCACUUUGGUCACGAGCCAGGUUCGAAAUUCCGAAGAAGAGGCCAGGGAAGUGUUCUUGUCGGUGAUCCUGCCUGAAACGGCCUUUAUCUCUCGAUUCGCUAUCGAGGUGGGUGGACAGCUCUUCGUGGCCUUUGUUAAGGAGAAGACCGAGGCAUGGAAGGAAUACCAAGAGGCUGUGUCACAAGGAAAGACAGCAGGUCAUGUGGGCAUUUCUGCGCGAUAUUCCAACCAUUUUCGGGUGUCGGUCAACACCGAGGCUCGAACCGCCGUCACCUUUUAUCUUUUGUACGAGGAGUUACUUCAGAGGCGAGGCGGCUUUUACGAGCAUGUGAUCAAUCUCACACCCAGACAGAAAUUGAAGGACUUCUUCAUCGAGGUCCAAAUAGUAGAGAAUGCGAAUCUGUCAUAUCUUCACGUUCCCGAAUUACGCCGGCAUGAAAUCAUCGCUCGAGAAGAAUCUCUAACCUCAUUGAAGCAUGUGGAUAUCAGCCGUCCCACUCAAGCUUCUGCCAAAAUUAAGUACCGUCCAAAUUUGCUGAACCUACAACGAAAACUCAAGUCCCGACAUUCAUUGCAAUUCGUGGUCGAGUACGAUGUAGCUCGAGACAGGGAAAAGGCCGGGGAAAUUCAGGUGGUCGAUGGUUUCUUCGUUCAUUUCGUGGCCCCGCAACAUCUCCCGGUCAUGCCUAAGCACAUCGUUUUCGUGAUUGAUACCUCGGGGAGCAUGAUGGGGAAGAAGAUGAAGCAGACAAAGAACGCCCUGAGGACAAUCAUUGGCGAACUCCGAGAAGAGGACCACAUGACCUUGCUUUCAUUCUCGGAUGAGGUCGACACUUGGGAUGGCCGUGGAAACGUGAUCGCCUCAGUCAACAAGGACAAUGUGGAGGCUGCUCUCAACCACAUCGAUGCCUUGGAAGCUCGGGGAGGAACCAAUCUCAACGAUGCCUUGGUUCAAGCCCUCACCAUCAUCGCCCACGUGAAGCAUCGUGGGGCGCUCAAAACGGAUGUGCAGCCCAUGAUAUUUUUCCUCACCGAUGGACACGCCACCGUAGGCGAGAUGGAUAAUCAUCAGAUCAUGGAUAAUAUCAACCGUGUUAACAUUGAGACGGCCAUUUUCACACUGGCCUUUGGUCGUUCGGCGGACUUUGACCUCCUGAAAGCCUUGUCACUAAUGAACAAUGGGUUUGCACGCAAGAUCUACGUAGCGGCUGACGCCUCACUCCAACUCGAAGGCUUCUAUAAAGAGGUGAGCUCUCCAAUCUUGAGGGGUGUGAAUUUUACCUAUCAGAGCGACGAAAUUCUUUCCAAUUCGUUAACAUCCACAAACUUCCACACGUACUACCAAGGCUCGGAAAUGGUGGUGGCUGGAAAAUUGGCCACCUAUAUGGCAGAUAAUCCCAAUGAGCUUAUUGAGUACCAAAUCCUAGCCACACAAGCUCUUGGGAGCCAAUAUUUCGUCGAAGGAGCAUACAAUGGCUCAGAGGCUCACUUCUAUCCCCAAAGCAUAACCGAGACCAUUUUCAACGUGGUUCCCCAAAUCCGAGCCAAGGAUAUUAACUUUCUCGAGCGCCUUUGGGCUUAUUUAACCAUCAAAGAUUUGUUGGAAAAGGUGGCCAAAGGCCAAAUCGACUCUUGUGCAAAUCAAAGUCGGAGCUCUCGAGAUCUAUUUAAACAACAAACUGAUCCAACUCUUUAUGAUGAUGAAGAUUUUGAGUCAGACUCUGGUUCAGGGCACUCAGGUGAGGAGGACAUUGAGGAGGAUAUCAAGGGAGUGUCCGAAAUCAUGGAUGAAGUGGGAGAUGCAGACAUCAUCAUUUGCAAUAAUCUCGAGAGGGCCUUGUAUUUAUCGCUGAAGUAUGAAUUCGUGACGCCGUUAACAUCCUUGGUGGUGGUGAAACCCGAUGAUGGCGAAGAACCUGGAGAUAUCGGUGAGAUGGACGCUCAAGAUUCAUCCAAGUCCAAGAGCAAUGCCAAUCCUAAUAUCGUGUUCUCGCAUUCGUCGAUCUCGAAAUCUUCCGAACUUCUCACCACGUUCUUGGUGCUGUUUCAAUCAUAUCUUCUUUUCCAUUGAGUUGGAAUUCAUUGAAAAUCUGAAAGUUUGCAGCGCUUCUCUUUCCUUUACAUUGAUAAAUCAAGAGGCUGUGAUAAAAAAAAAUCCGCUGGCUGAGGAACAGAGAGCAAAAAUGUGAGGGAUAUGUUUCGUCUUCAAUUUAAACUUCAAACUUUGGCGUGCCUGAGCGAUGCUUGAUACUUUCUCUCAUUCGAAAUGCAUGAUGUAUUAUUAUUCAUUAA
Messenger RNA from Tigriopus californicus, 3595 nucleotides. Its product is annotated as inter-alpha-trypsin inhibitor heavy chain H3-like. The record is from RefSeq and is a predicted model, not a curated record. Lineage: Eukaryota; Metazoa; Arthropoda; Copepoda; Harpacticoida; Harpacticidae. Bases 852 to 3374 code for a protein of 840 amino acids. The transcript has 9 exons.